AUGAAUGCUUCUGUACCCGAUUGCAACUUUGCAUUUGCAAGAGAAUUUAUGCUCCAAGGUUUCUCUUACCCAUGGGAGGUUCAGGUCCUCCUCUUCUCCCUCUUCACUACAACAUACACCCUCACUAUAACAGGAAAUGGGGCUAUUGUUUGUGCCCUAUUAUGUGAUCAGCGACUCCACACCCCCAUGUACAUGUUCCUGGGGAAUUUCUCCUUUCUAGAGAUCUGGUAUGUCUCUUCUACAGUCCCCAAGAUGUUGGUGAACUUCCUUCCAGAGAAUCAAAACAUCCUCCAGUUCUAUUUCUUUUUCUCACUGGGAACAUCAGAAUGCUUCCUUUUAACUGUCAUGGCCUUUGAUCGAUACCUGGCUAUCUGCCACCCCUUGCAUUACCUAAAUAUCAUGACUAGGAAUUGCUGUUCCAAACUGGUCAUUAUCUGCUGGGUUUGUGGAUUCCUGUGGUUCUUAAUCCCUAUUGCUCUCAUCUCUCAGAUGCCCUUCUGUGGCCCAAAAAUUAUCGACCACAUAGUGUGUGAUCCAGGGCCACUUUUUUCAUUGAUGUGUGCCUCUGCCCCAAGAACUCAACUGCUUUGCUACACCCUCAGCUCAUUAGUUAUCUUUGGUAACUUCUUCUUCAUUCUUGGGUCCUAUACUCUUGUUCUAAUAGCUGUGUUGCAGAUGCCUUCAGCCACUGGGAGACAUAAAGCCUUCUCCACAUGUGGGUCCCAUCUGACUGUGGUGUCACUGUUCUAUGGUUCUCUGAUGGUCAUGUAUGUGAGCCCACAACUCCAACACUCUGUAAGAAUGCAGAAAGUUGCAACUUUGUUCUAUGCUAUGGUGACCCCACUUUUUAAUCCCAUCAUCUACAGCCUUCGGAAUAAGGAGAUAAAAGUAACCCUGAGAAAAGUUCUAGGGAGUCUCAAUAUAAUCUAA
This is a messenger RNA of Dipodomys ordii (Ord's kangaroo rat), 930 nucleotides long. RefSeq names its product olfactory receptor 11H12-like. Gene Ontology annotation, cellular component: membrane. Gene Ontology annotation, molecular function: G protein-coupled receptor activity; olfactory receptor activity. NCBI's taxonomy places the organism in Eukaryota, Metazoa, Chordata, Mammalia, Rodentia, Heteromyidae. Gene Ontology annotation, biological process: G protein-coupled receptor signaling pathway. The record is from RefSeq and is a predicted model, not a curated record.